AUGUCUGACGUUGUUGUUGAUAAAGUUAAUAAAUUGGUAAAUAACUUAUCAAUUAAUAAUAAUGACACCAAAAAAGAUGGUAAAAAAAAGGACAAAAAAGAACCAAUAUCAGUAUAUUUAGAUCCUCAACCAUCUUAUAUUGAUGAUAGAAUUACAAUGUUUGAAGAAUUAAAAUCAAAAUAUGAUCAAGAAAUAGCAUCUAAACCAAGAGUUGAAAUUAAAAUUACUUUAAAAGAUGGUUCAGUCAAAGUUGGUAAAUCAUUUGAAACUUCUCCAUUAGAAAUUGCAAAUGAAAUUGGUAAAUCAUUCGCUGAAAGACAAGUUAUAUCAAAAGUAAAUGGUCAAUUAUGGGAUUUACCAAGACCAUUAGAAACCGACACUACUUUAGAAUUUUUAGAUUUUGAAUCAAAAGAAGGUAAACAAGUAUUUUGGCAUUCUUCAGCACAUAUUUUAGGUGAAUCUUGUGAAUGUCAUUAUGGAUGUCAUUUAUCUCAUGGUCCCCCAACUGAUGAUGGUUUCUUUUAUGAUAUGUCAAUUAAUAAUGGAGAAACUACUGUUUUAGAAUCUGAUUAUUCAAAUUUAGAAACUAUUGCAACUAAAGCAAUUAAAGAAAAGCAAAAAUUUGAAAGAUUAGAAAUGACAAAAAAUCAAUUAUUACAAAUGUUCAAAUAUAAUAAAUAUAAAGUCAAAUUUAUAUCUGAUAAAAUUCCAGAUAAUACUUCAACUACAGUUUAUCGUUGUGGUCCAUUGAUUGAUUUAUGUAUUGGUCCUCAUAUUCCACAUUCUGGUAAAAUUAAAGCUUUUAAAGUUUUAAAAAAUUCAUCUUCUUAUUUCCUUGGUGAUGCUACUCAAGAUUCAUUACAAAGAAUUUAUGGUAUUUCAUUUCCUGAUAAAAAAUUAAUGAAGGAACAUUUAGAAUUUUUAAAAGAAGCAAGUGAAAGAGAUCAUCGUAAAAUUGGAAAAGAACAAGAAUUAUUCUUUUUCAAUGAAAUGUCACCUGGUUCUGCUAUGUGGUUACCUCAUGGUACUAGAAUUUAUAAUACUUUAGUAGAAACAUUACGUAAAGAAUAUAGAAUUAGAGGUUAUGAUGAAGUUAUUACUCCAAAUAUGUAUUCAACAAAAUUAUGGGAAACUUCUGGUCAUUGGCAAAAUUAUUCAGAAAAUAUGUUUUCAUUUGAAGUUGAAAAAGAACAAUUUGGUUUAAAACCAAUGAAUUGUCCCGGUCAUUGUUUAUUAUUUAAAUCUAGAGAAAGAAGUUACAGAGAAUUGCCUUGGAGAGUUGCUGAUUUUGGUGUAUUACAUAGAAAUGAAUUCUCAGGGGCAUUAUCUGGAUUAACUAGAGUUCGUAGAUUUCAACAAGAUGAUGCUCACAUUUUUUGUACUCAAGAACAAAUUGGUAAGGAAAUUGCUGGUGUUUUCGAUUUAUUAAAUAAAAUUUAUGGUAUAUUUGGAUUUGAAUUUAAAAUGGAAUUAUCAACAAGACCAGAAAAAUUUGUUGGAGAUAUUGAAACUUGGAAUUCAGCAGAAUUAAAAUUAGAAAAUGCAUUAAAUGAUUUCCUUGGUAAAGGUAAAUGGGAAUUAAAUCCAGGUGAUGGUGCAUUUUACGGACCAAAAAUUGAUAUAAUGAUUUCUGAUGCUUUAAAAAGAUGGUUUCAAUGUGCUACUAUUCAAUUAGAUUUUCAAUUACCUUCAAGAUUUGAAUUGGAAUAUAAAUCAGAUUUAAAUAAUGAAAAUAAAAGACCUGUAAUGAUUCAUCGUGCAAUUUUGGGUUCAGUUGAAAGAAUGACUGCUAUUUUAACUGAACAUUUUAAAGGUAAAUGGCCAUUUUGGUUAUCACCAAGACAAAUUUUAAUUGUACCUGUUGGUCCAAAAUAUUUUGAAUAUGGUGAAAAAUUACAAAAAUUAUUUAAUGAUAAAUAUGAAUUUUAUUGUGAUGUUGAUUUAUCUGGUAAUACAUUACCUAAAAAAGUUAGAACUGGUCAAUUAUAUAAAUAUAAUUUUAUAUUCAUUGUUGGUGAAGAAGAAGAAACCAAUAAUUCUGUAAAUGUUAGAAAUCGAGAUAUUGCUGAAGAACAAGGUAAAAAUGCAAUGAUUUCAAUUGAUGAAGUUGUAAAUAAAUUAAUUGAAUUGAGAGAAUCAAAAAGAAGGGAUAAUAAAUUAGUGUAA
Molecule: messenger RNA, 2166 nt
Organism: Insectozyma verbasci
Lineage: Eukaryota; Fungi; Ascomycota; Pichiomycetes; Serinales; Debaryomycetaceae
Source: the annotation of a GenBank genome assembly